AUGGAACAUAAAAUUUCCCUACGCUCCCCGUCUGUCCACCUUGCUGCGACCCACGGCAUGCACGGGCGCAUUACCAUACACGCUCUACCACCCGAGCUCCUUCUGGAGACAUUCAAACAUCUCUCAGCACUCGAACCUCUGGGUUUCAUAGACUAUGACUACGAUUAUCCCGAUGAGGAUAGCGCCGACGGCGGAAGUCUGAUUGGCUCUAUACAUAUGGAGGACGAUGAGCACGAGGAUCUUUCCUGCCAGAUUCCGGAUGCGGAUAUCCCAUUCCAAAGUCCUACAACCAUCACACACUCGCUCCCAUAUCGCGAAGACUCCCCCACUGACUCGGACACCUUCACGUCACAGUCGACAUACGCCCCCUUCUCCCUCGGAUGGACGCGUGUCACACAUGUCUGUAGUAUUUGGCGUCAGAUAGCGCUCGGAUGCACCGAUCUUUGGUCUUAUAUCCCCCUUACACUUCCACCCGCAUGGGUUGACGAACUAGUGCGGAGGCGUAAAACAGGUUCCUUGGAUAUAUUCAUCCCACAUUCGAUGGAGAUGCAUCAUUCACAACAAGAGGAUGAACUCAUCGCAGUGCUUCACAAGCUGGGUUCGCACCGCAUCCGCUGUAUAGAUAAUGCAAACGAAGCUGUGGAGGUGCUUGAGAUCCUAGGAUCGGAGACGGGAUCUACUACCCUUGCAUUAGAAGAAAUGACAGACUCGAUGGCGGUCACUCCCGCGAUCAAUUUGAAUAACUUCAAAUUGCUACGACGACUGGACGUGGGACUCAACGGCGAUGAUGCAUCUUUACUUGAAUUCUUGGCGGUCAUUGAUCUUCCAUCUCUUACCGAACUGGUGUUAUGCACUAUAAACUUCGAUGAAAAUAUACCCCUUUCUCCUCAGUGGUGCACACUUCUCUUGAACCUCGCUGUCCUCGACUUACACGAUGUCAACAUCGACUUCGAAGGUUCUGACAUCUGCUUGCCUCGACUACGUCAACUGACUCUGGUCGAGAGGGGCCCAUCCUGUGGCAAUUUCGUAUCGCACGCCCGCAUGCCCCUUCUAACAUUCUAUGCUGUUAGAUAUCUUAGGCCUGAUUACCCCAUUCUGGUACAUCUCGACGUUAUAAGGUCUAUGGGGCUCUUUCGCAUUCUGGACGACAUAGACGGAGCCAUGAUCCCUGCUUUGCAGACGCUCUCCGUGACACAUUUUUAUUCAUUCCUGAGCAACGUCAUUGCAAUACAUGGCUGGCGUUCCGCGGUACAGGAUGUUGCUGCAAUAGAUGUUCCAUUGCCAGAGACGCAUGCGUCCACACUCGAUGCAGACAUCUCACACAUCUUUGAGCCCGUAAAGCAAGAUGGCCCUCCUCAGUUGGCCAAUUUUGCGAUAGCUCUCCUCACCCAUCCUACUUUGAGCACAUUGCGCGUGCUAUCCCUUGAUCUAAACCCAGAGCUAGAACUAGGAGACACGUCCACUUGGUUUCGGAUACUACAUCCCCUACGGCGGCUUCGGCACCUCCGUAUAACUUCUCCACCAAGUAAGCGGGGCACGCCGCUAUGUAUCUUGCGAGCUAUAUUAUUUGAUCCUCUCACUGGCGAAUAUGUGUUGCCCUAUAUGUCACGAUUGACACUUGUUGAUUGGGAUCCCGACAUGCGUGUCCUUGCCUCCGAAGACGAGUCUGUCCCAGGCGAGGUUCUGCGAGAGAUCAUACUGACCCGAGUGCACAAGACUGCCCUCGAGACCGUGCAUCUGGUCGGUUGGCGCCGCGAGUACGAUCGGCAAUGGUUACGAUAUCUGCCGCAAGUCGACGGUAUAGAGAUCAUCUACGAGCGCCUCUUCGUCUCUUUGAGCCACAUACAUGUGACGGAUGAGUCGGAUUCGGAAUGGAGUGACCAGGUUGUAUAUGAUGACGACAGCGACGAUGCUGUAGGUAUUAACGGCGCGGAUGUGAUGUAG
Molecule: messenger RNA, 1944 nt
Organism: Peniophora sp. CBMAI 1063
Lineage: Eukaryota; Fungi; Basidiomycota; Agaricomycetes; Russulales; Peniophoraceae
Source: the annotation of a GenBank genome assembly